AGGCUGGUUCGUGCCGGCUCUCCAUGCGGAGGAGCUCGGUUAAAAACCGGAGGACAGCGGGGAUACGUGGACGAGAAAGAGUCCCGGACUCUGAUUCACUACUACCACGCUUGCACCCUGCAACUCCUUCCCUAGCUUUAUACAUGUCUCUUUAUUCGUUCAUUCUGUUCUAACCUGCAGCAGACGCGCCCGGUCGAUGUCUGCAGGGCCCCAUCUGCCCACCUUCGUUGCGUCCCGGUUUUCAGCGACUCCCGCGAACACUAGCAGCUACACUACUUUGCGCAGGAACCGUUUCGCGCCCGGUCCGGUCCUUCGCGAUCGAUGACAGAGAACAGUAUCGCGCAAUUGAGCGCGGACCCGGACAAUCAAUACCAGACUGGCAAUGCGACAGCAGACAAAAUGAACUCGAAUUCGAGCGAUGGAGAUACGCUAGAGACUGGCGCAAAGAGCAAGGCUGAGCAGGCCGCCGCGGGGGCUCACUCAAGCCCGAAGAAGCGUCGCAAGGUUAACCAUGCCUGCGUCUAUUGUCGCCGAUCGCAUAUGACUUGCGACUCGGAACGACCUUGUACACGGUGUAUAAAGCGCAAUAUCGGCCAUCUGUGCCACGAUGAACCUCGGGAAACGUCGAAGCGAUCACGGAAUAGCGAAUACGAUCAAUCAAUAGGGGACGACGAAGGUUCGACGAGUAACGAUUUUCCGAAUGUCCAAGGCAUGCCUCGGAAUGUCGACGUUCAAGAUGCUGCGGGUCAGCAACUUCUCGCCGAUGGCUCCAUGGGCCUUCCUCCGCCUCCGUCGUCUGUGAACCAAAUGCCUUCUUCGUCCUCGUCGGCUCAGGGUCUUAACCCCAACCCUCAACAGGUUAUCGGAUACAACAACGAGUGGAUGGGUGGACAGAGCCAGUUCCAAGACAUGCACACCUUCCAUCCUUCAUACAUGUUCAACGCACAUGAAGUGACCAACGAAUAUAAUCUGCUCGGUGAUUUCCUGAGCAGUAGCUUGCUGGACGAUGGGUCGAUUUUCCAAAACGACGAUCUGCAUCCACUCUAUUCGGACCCGACGUUGAUCAACUCGAUGGCAAUGGGAGGGUCCAAUUCGGGAUUGAUUCAGCAAUCACAUCUUUCCAUACCGCAACAAAAUCAAACAACCCAACCUGACUCCAUCCAACAGUCAAACGCGGUGGGGAACGACAAGGCGAGGGAGACUUAUUACAUGACCGCAGCCGACCCGUCAGGCUCUGAUCCCCCGGAGGAACGAAUGAACAAACUUUUGAAGGCCAAAUACGAUGCUGGGUUGCUAAAACCGUUCAAUUACGUCAAAGGUUAUGCCAGGUUAAAUCAAUAUAUGGAAAAGCAUAUGCAGCAGACAUCACGACAAAAGAUCCUCCGACAGUUGGACAAGUUCAGGCCGAAGUUCCGUGAGCGGAUGCAGAGCUUGACUGAUAUCGAGCUUAUUCUUGUGGAGAUGUGGUUUGAGCGAAGCCUGAUGGAGUACGACCGAGUCUUUGCCAGUAUGGCCAUUCCCGCCUGCUGUUGGAGAAGAACAGGGGAAAUCUUCCGAGGGAACAAAGAGAUGGCUCAGUUGAUCGGUGUUCCUAUUGAAAGUUUGAGAGAUGGCAAAUUGGCUAUUCACGAGAUCAUUGUGGAAGACCAGCUUGUGAGCUAUUGGGAGAAAUUUGGCGCUAUUGCUUUCGACAACACCCAAAAAGCGAUGCUUACGAGUUGCGCGCUGAAGAAUCCGAAUUCAACCUCCGGGGAUGGAAUCCGGUGUUGCUUUUCAUUUACGAUACGACGAGAUACCCACAACAUUCCAUCACUUAUCAUCGGGAACUUCCUCCCGUCAGGGAAAAAAUAAUGAUUUGCAGAUUCCGCGGGUUGUUUUCAUGUUAGCGAAAUGCUAAAGCUUAUUAAUUAUUGGGUUUUUUAUUGCGGAUGUACCAUUUCAGAAUAUAUUUUUCACGGGG
Molecule: messenger RNA, 1960 nt
Organism: Aspergillus glaucus CBS 516.65
Lineage: Eukaryota; Fungi; Ascomycota; Eurotiomycetes; Eurotiales; Aspergillaceae
Gene: acuM
Product: gluconeogenesis transcription factor RDS2
Exons: 7
Coding region: 322-1851 (509 amino acids)
Biological process (GO): regulation of DNA-templated transcription
Cellular component (GO): nucleus
Molecular function (GO): RNA polymerase II transcription regulatory region sequence-specific DNA binding; zinc ion binding; DNA-binding transcription factor activity, RNA polymerase II-specific
Source: RefSeq, a predicted model, not a curated record